AGUUGGGUAUAUUCCUUAGACAUAGUCUUUCUAAUCUGUGGCAUAGUCAUUUAAAAUCAGAUUGUCAAGUGCUAUUUGUUCUUAUCGAAGAAUUCACAUUAUUUUCAUUUGUGUUGGAAUUUUAUGAAUUAAAGUAAACUUUAACAAUAUGUCUUGGUUAUUUGGAUACAGUACAAAACCUCCGCAACCUCCUUCAGAUGACCCACCCUCAGAGAACGACGGUGCAGCGGCAUCUCCGAUUAACCUUUCUAAAUCGGAAAGGAAAGCUAUGGAAGCUUAUCGGUUUGAUUCUAGUGCCUUAGAAAGAGCAGCUCAAGCCGCUAAGGAGCUGGAAAGAUCAAGACAUGCAAAAGAGGCAUUGGAGCUUAGCAAAUUACAGGAGGCAACUAAGCAACAAGAACAAUUAGCAAAAAUUAAAGAAUAUGAGGCAGCAAUUGAACAUGCAAAAGUUGAUCAGAAAAAAAUUGACUAUGAAGAGAGACGUAAAACAUUACAGGAAGAAACAAAACAACACCAAAUGAGAGCUCAGUAUCAAGACCAACUUGCUAAAAAGCGAUAUGAAGAACAAUUAAUACAACAACAGAAAAGUCAGGAAGAGAUACUGAGAAAGCAAGAAGAAAGUGUUGCAAAACAAGAAGCUCUGCGUCGUGCAACUAUUGAACAUGAGAUGGAACUUCGAGAAAAGAACAAAAUGAAACUUAUUGAAGCAGAAGCUAGAGCAAAGGCUAAGGCUGAACGUGAAAAUCGGGAUAUUACAAUUGAACAAAUUAGAUUGAAGGCAGCCGAAAACAGAACUACUAUUUUAGAAAGUAUCAAGACUGCGGGGACUGUCAUAGGAGCUGGAUUGAAUGCACUUGUCACAGACUGGGAUAAAACUUUAGCAGCAGCUGGUGGUUUGUCUCUGGUAGCUCUUGGUGUGUAUACAGCCAAAGGAGCAACAUCAGUAACUGCAAGAUUCAUUGAAGCGCGCAUUGGAAAGCCUACCUUAGUGAAUGAAACGUCAAGAUUCUCUUUAUUAGAAGCAGUCAAACACCCUAUACUAACAGUAUCUAGAGCAGUAACUAGCUUCAGAAAGCCAUCCGAUGCAUUGGCCGGCGUAGUCCUUGCGCCUACAUUGGAGAGAAGACUUCGAGAUAUUGCUAUUGCUACAAAAAAUACUAGGCUAAAUAAAGGGUUUUAUCGUAAUUUACUUAUGUAUGGUCCUCCUGGUACUGGAAAAACAUUGUUUUCCAAGAAACUUGCAAAACAUUCAGGUAUGGAUUACGCAAUUUUAACUGGAGGCGAUGUUGCACCUAUGGGUAAAGAUGCAGUUGCUGCUAUUCAUAAGGUAUUUGAUUGGGCAAAUACAAGUAGAAAAGGCGUCCUUCUGUUCAUUGACGAAGCUGAUGCAUUUUUACGCAAACGUUCUUCAGAAAGAAUAAGCGAAGAUUUAAGAGCAGCUCUUAAUGCUUUUCUGUAUCGUACGUCUGACCAAAGUAGUAGAAUCAUGUUGGUACUUGCUUCCAAUACUCCUCAACAGUUUGAUUCUGCUAUCAAUGAUCGUCUUGAUAAGAUGAUUGAAUUUGGACUGCCUGGACAUGAAGAACGAGAGCGUCUGAUCCGUCUCUAUUUUGAUAAAUUUGUACUACAACCAGCUUCAGAGGGGAAGAGACGUUUGAGCGUGGAUCAGUUCGACUAUGGCGCCCUAUGUUCUAAUUUGGCGGCACGUACAGCUGGUAUGUCAGGCCGCUCGCUGUCUAAGCUGGGUGUAGCGUGGCAAGCCGCUGCUUAUGCUUCCGACGAUGGCCGACUUACUGAACAAAUGUGCAUUGAUAUAUGUGACGAUGCAGUUAGGGACCACAGACAGAAGAUGGAAUGGUUAUCUACUGAAGAGAAAUCGCGUAGUAUGAUGCCUUAUCUUCUAGACUUGCCUCCACUAGACAAUUCUGACGAAACACAGUCUAAAAUUGUUCAAAAUGAACAACCUGCUAAAGCUGAUAUGCCUUCUAGAAAUAAAUCUGUAUCCAAGAAGACAUCAGCGAAGACUGUCGAAACUGAAAAGUGACAAUGUCUUUCAAACACAAAUAAACCAGAAAGUUUAUCACAUAUAAGCAUAAGUUCCACCAGUAAAUAUAAAAAGAACUGUGAUACGAAUAAUAAAUACCUAUAUGAUUUUAAAACAUCACAAUUAAAUAAAUACAUAGUACUGAGCGAGCGUGACAUGAAAACAUUAAAAAAAAUAUCUCAGAAAAUGAGAAAGAAGGUUUGAUUAUAGAUUUAUUGUUAUAAAUGCGUAGUGUGGUUUUAUCUGUGUACUGAUACUUAAAAAAAUAUGUAUAAUUUUAUAAAAACAAUUUUAUUAUUUACAUAUGAUUUUGCAUAACUUGGUCUGAGUUGGUACCUGCAUUCCUAGUGUUUACAAAUAAAUUAGGAUAAGAAUUGAUUUAUUUUAUCACAUAAAAAAAAUAAUGUGUUAUAGGACCGAAAUAAUAGUGUAAUGUGUGUUAGAAUAUGAAAGUACCGAAUUUUUUAUGUUCAAAGAGAAUGACGAGUAAUAGGCGUAAUAUUUAUAUAAGUAUAGAAUGGAAUGCUUAUGUUAGAAUUUUAUAUUCUUUGUAUUGACUAAUAUAAUUAUAUAAUAUCAUUAAUUUGAAAAAGUAUGUUCAAUGAUGCUUUAUAUGUAUUAUAAAUAUCUUUUUUUCAUACCGAGCUCAUUAUGGAUUACGCAGGAUGCCAAUGAUGACGUUUAUUCUUUUUUGGUGCAAAUGGUGUAGAUAUAAAUUAUAUAACAAACACUCACGUUUCAUCUCCUAGCCUUUAUAAUACUGGCAAAAAAUAACUUAUAGUUUUGUAUUGUAUGCAUGAACGGCAAUCGAGGAUGGGUUGGCCAAUAACAAAAUAUGGUUUAUGUAUCAAAUAUUAAACAAAACAUUUGAAAUGAGUAAUAAAGAAGUAUACAAUACCUUACUAUAUAAUAAGUAUACCCACCUUAGCUCCGUUACUGGUUUCUUGCUAUUAGUAUUUUUUAAAUUUUCACUUUGAUCGCAAUGCAACAUAUCUACGCCCUUUGUAAUGCAUAAUUAAAUUAAUAUCAGUUUAUGCAUAACGAUGCUGAUUAUUGGUAAUAAAGAAUAUGUCAUUUCGUAUUAUUGAAACGGAUUAAUUUUUUUAACGUAUAACCUAUUAAGUUAUACGACAGGCGUUAACCACAGCUGGUAUUGUAGUAACUAUACAUCAUAAAUAGUGCUAUAUGUUUUUUUUUUGUAAAAAAUUCGCUUCCUAAAAUUGGCACAUUCUUGAGAUGUUUUAUGAAAUUUGUGAAGUCUAUUUGUAUUCCAGUACAAAAUAUUUCUGUAAUUGUUCUCAAAGUGUUUAAGUAUGAAUAAUAAUUAUACAAAAUAAAUGGAAAUAGGAAUAUUUGUACACGCUUGUCAUUCACGUAUGUUUACUAUUAAAUAUACAUUAGUGAAUGAUUGUAAUUAUUUAUAGACUACUAAAUAGUGUAAUUAUUAAUAUGCUAUUAAUUAUAUAACCGUAAUGAUUUUAUUACAACUUGUUGUAUGUAGUUAUUAGAAAAUGUUCAUAAAUA
Messenger RNA from Galleria mellonella (greater wax moth), 3568 nucleotides. It is a transcript of the gene bor, whose product is annotated as ATPase family AAA domain-containing protein 3A homolog. Lineage: Eukaryota; Metazoa; Arthropoda; Insecta; Lepidoptera; Pyralidae. Gene Ontology annotation, cellular component: mitochondrion. Gene Ontology annotation, molecular function: ATP binding; ATP hydrolysis activity; zinc ion binding. Gene Ontology annotation, biological process: mitochondrion organization. The record is from RefSeq and is a predicted model, not a curated record. The coding region runs from base 149 to 2044 and encodes 631 amino acids. The transcript is spliced from 10 exons.